AUGGGAUCCAGCACCACUCCUCCAAAGUUUCCCUUUGCUCGGCCUUCAGAUUAUCAACCAGCAUUGGAAUAUGCCCAAUUGAGAGCGAAUGACCCUGUGUCGAGAGUUGAGCUUUUUGAUGGUAGCAUUGCGUGGCUUGUGGUUAAGCACAAAGAUAUUUGCGCUGUUUUGACCGACCAGCGACUCUCCAAAGUAAUGAGUCUAACUUUUGAUGGAGGGUUUGACACUGACCAGAGUAUGGUCGAGCCAAUUUUUACCAAGUCCCAUAUUGAUAACACACGCCCAAAGAUACAGGAGACCGUGGACAAACUUCUCGACAAAGUGACCGAGCAUGGGGGAGCUGAACCAUUCGAUAUCGUGGAGGACAUCUUGGGCGUUCCGCUGUCUGAUCUACCAUAUCUCACCCAACAAGCAGCUAUUCGUGGCAAUGGUUCGGCAACCGCCACGGAAUCAUCCCAAGCCAACGCUUCUCUACUAUCCUAUAUUGACGCACUUGUGGAUAAGCGACUUCAGAAAUCAGAAAACGAUCUGAUCUCCCUUUUGGUUGACAACCAGCUCAAAGCAGGCCGUCUCCAGAAAGCCGAUGUAACUCAGAUUGCCUUCCUCCUUCUCGUCGCAGGCAAUGCGACCAUGAUUUCGAUGAUCGCGUUAGGAAUCGUGACCGCCCUUCAGCACCCAGAGCAGCUUGAAGAUCUCAGAUCAGAGCCGGAGAAAUGGUCUCCCAAGUUCGUGGAGGAACUCUGCAGAUAUCACACCGCUUCAGCCCUUGCCACCAAAAGAGUCGCAAAGGAAGAUAUAAAUCUUGGCGGCAAGCUUAUCAAAAAGGGAGAAGGUAUCAUUGCUGCGACCCAGAGCGGGAACAGAGACGAGGAGGUGUUCCCAAACCCAGAUGUGUUUGAUAUGAAGAGGGAACGCCGAAGUGAGGAAGCUCUGGGAUACGGCUGGGGCGAACAUAGAUGUGUUGCUGAAUGGCUAGCAAGAGCUGAACUUGAGAUUGUUUUUGCGUCGAUCUUCAAGAGGCUUCCUGGUCUCAAACUAGCGAUCCCCUUUGAGGAGGUCAAGUACUCACCACCUCAUAAAGACGUGGGAAUAUCAGAACUAUCGGUUAUUUUUUGA
Messenger RNA from Glarea lozoyensis ATCC 20868, 1116 nucleotides. RefSeq names its product Cytochrome P450. The record is from RefSeq and is a predicted model, not a curated record. Gene Ontology annotation, molecular function: oxidoreductase activity, acting on paired donors, with incorporation or reduction of molecular oxygen; heme binding; monooxygenase activity. The coding region runs from base 1 to 1116 and encodes 371 amino acids. NCBI's taxonomy places the organism in Eukaryota, Fungi, Ascomycota, Leotiomycetes, Helotiales, Helotiaceae. The transcript is spliced from 4 exons.